AUGCGGGUGGCCAAGUGGCUGACGGGGCUGCUUUACCAGCUCUCGCUCUUCAUCACCAGGUCUUGGGAAGUUCACUUCCACCCCAGGCAAGAAGCCCUAGUGAGGACACUGGCCUCCUACGAAGUGGUGACCCCCGCGCGGGUCAAUGAGUUCGGAGAAGUGUUCCCUCAGAGCCGUCACUUCAGCAGGAAGAAACGCAGCUCCGGGGCGCUGGAACCCACGCCGUUCAGGACCCACUACCGCAUCAGCGCCUACGGGCAACUCUUCCAGCUGAACCUGAGCGCCGACGCAGCCUUUCUGGCCCACGGCUACACCGAGGUGCACUUGGGGACCCCCGCGCGCGAGGCCCGGGAGCGCGACGCGGCGCCCGCAGACUUGCGCCACUGCUUCUACCGCGGCCAGGUCAACGCGCGGGAGGAUCACACCGCAGUCUUCAGCCUGUGUGGAGGCCUGAUGGGAACAUUUAAAGCACAUGAUGGUGAAUAUUUCUUAGAACCUAUAGUGAAGACAGAUGGGAGUGAACAUGAAGACGGUCACAAUAAGCCCCAUCUUAUAUACAGACAAGAAUUGAAGAGGAACUCUCUUCUGCAAUCUCAUAAGCCCUGUGAAGUUUCAGAAAGUCAAAUAAAGUCAACCACUUUAUCCUUUCAUAACUAUAGCAACGUGAAUGAAGAUCUUAACAUAAAGAAAGAAAGGAUUUUAGGAUACCCAUCAAAAAAUACAUCAUUGGAAGAUGAAAGAAGUCAAUUACAUUCCAGGAAAAAACGUUUUUUAUCAUAUCCAAGAUAUGUGGAAGUUAUGGUUACAGCUGAUGCUAAAAUGGUUGAUCAUCAUGGACAGAAUUUGCAGCACUAUGUACUAACGCUAAUGUCAAUUGUUGCAGCAAUCUAUAAGGACUCAAGUAUUGGGAAUCUUAUAAACAUAGUAAUUGUAAAAUUAAUUGUAAUUCACAAUGAACAGAGCCACAGACUGGCAGAGUUAGGUACGCUGUGUGACCCUUUACGGAGCUGCUCCAUUAGUGAAGAAAACGGACUCAGUGCCGCCUUUACUAUCGCCCAUGAGCUUGGGCACGUAUUUAAUGUUCCACACGAUGAUAGUUUUAAAUGUAAAGAGGCUGGAAUUAAACAUCAGUAUCAUGUAAUGGCUCCAACUUUAAAUUACCACACAAGUCCUUGGACCUGGUCAAAAUGUAGUCAGAAAUAUAUCACGGAAUUUCUAGAUACUGGCCAUGGGGAAUGUCUUCUUGACAAACCAAAUGGAAGAAUAUAUGACCUGUCUUCACAACUUCCCGGAUUGAUGUACGAUGUAAACAAGCAGUGUGAACUUAUGUUUGGUCCUGGGUCCCAAGUGUGUCCUUACUUGAAACAGUGCAGGCGUCUCUGGUGCACAAGCGCAGAAGGAGUUCACAAAGGCUGCCGCACUCAACACAUGCCACUGGCAGAUGGGACGAACUGUGGUCCUGGGAUGCAUUGCCACCAUGGGCUAUGUGUAAAUAAAGAAAUGGAAGCACGUCCUGUAGAUGGUGAAUGGGGACCGUGGGGACCUUACAGUUCUUGUUCACGAACAUGUGGAGGUGGAAUCAAAAGCACAACCAGGCUCUGUAAUCGUCCCGAGCCAAGAAAUGGAGGAAAGUACUGUGUGGGCCGCCGGAUGAAAUUUCGCUCCUGUAAUACUGAUUCAUGUCCGAAAGGCAAGCAAGACUUUCGAGAGAAGCAGUGCUCUGAUUUUGACGGUAAACAUUUCAACAUCAAUGGUCUUUCCCCUAAUGUGAGGUGGCUUCCAAAGUACAGUGGGAUUGCCAUAAAAGAUCGUUGUAAACUCUAUUGUCGGGUUGCUGGAACCACUAACUUCUACCAGUUGAAGGACAGGGUUGCUGAUGGUACUCCUUGUGGAACUGAAACUAAUGACAUCUGUGUUCAAGGCCUGUGUCGGCAAGCUGGCUGCGAUCACGUGCUGAACUCCAAGGCCAAGAGAGACAAAUGUGGAGUGUGUGGUGGGGAUAACUCCUCCUGUAGGACGAUGGCAGGCAUCUUCAACAGUGCUCAUUAUGGUUACAAUGUUGUUGUAAAGAUUCCCGCAGGAGCAACAAACAUUGAAAUUCUUCAGCAUAGCUAUUCUGGAAAACCAGAAGAUGACAAUUAUCUUGCAUUGUCUGACACUCAAGGGAAUUUUCUUUUGAAUGGUCAUUUUGUUGUCAGUAUGUCAAAAAAAGAAAUCAAUGUGCAAGGAGCUAUUUUUGAAUACAGUGGUUCAAACAACUCAAUUGAAAGAAUUAAUAGUACUGAUCGACUAGAGGAAGAACUUAUUUUGCAGGUAUUGUGUGUGGGUAAUUUGUACAAUCCUGACGUACGUUAUUCCUUCAGUGUCCCUGUAGAUGAGAGGGGUGACCUGUUCACCUGGGAUCCAUAUGGACCGUGGCAAGACUGUACCAAAAUGUGUCAAGGUCUUCACAGAAGAAAAAUGACCUGCAUACGUAAGAGUGAUCGAAUGGUUGUGUCUGAUCAAAGGUGUGACCACUUGCCACUUCCAUUGUUUCUCACGGAAAGGUGCAACACAGACUGUGAACUAAGGUGGCACAUCAUUGGCAAAAGUGAAUGCUCGUCCCAGUGUGGUCAAGGGUAUCGGUCCUUGGAUGUCCAAUGCAUGAAGUAUUCCAUUCACAAAGGACAUACUGUUCCCAUAGACGGCCACUACUGUGCGGACCAACUUAAACCUGCUACCCGAGAACCAUGCCACGGUGACUGUGUCUUAACAAGAUGGCAUUAUUCAGAAUGGUCCCAGUGUUCCAGGAGUUGCGGAGGAGGAGAAAGGUCUCGAGAAUCUUACUGCAUAAAUAAUUUUGGCCACCGUCUUGCUGACAGAGAAUGCCAAGAACUUUCCCAAUUGACAGUAGAGAAUUGCAACGAGUUUUCCUGUCCAAGUUGGGCUACUAGUGAGUGGAGUGAGUGUCUUGUUACAUGUGGAAAAGGAACAGAGCAGCGGCAAGUAUGGUGUCAGCUGAAUGAGGAUCACUUGAGUGACAGCUUCUGUAAUCCAAGCACUGAACCUGAAUCCCUGCGGCCCUGUGAGCGCCAUCUAUGUGCUUCCUGGCAAGUAGGACCAUGGGGUUCUUGCACAGCCACCUGUGGACACGGGCAUCAGAUGCGAGCUGUUCAGUGUGUCAGUGACCUUCUCAGUGCAGUCGUAGAUGACACCGAGUGCCACGGUGCCAGUCGCCCACAGGACAGGCAGGACUGCGUUGUUGCACCUUGCCCGGUUGUUUCUGAAAUUGGGGCCACUUCAUUACCAGCUGUUCCCACAGGAAAGAUAGCACAAUGGCGACAUGGUUCUUGGACGCCAUGCUCUGUGUCUUGUGGAAGUGGUAGUCAAGCCCGCUAUGUAAGCUGUCGUGAUGCUCAGGACGGAAUAGCGGAUGAAUCAUAUUGUGCCCACUUACCCCGACCUGCUGAAAUAGCUCCCUGUUUUAGCCCUUGUGGAGAGUGGCAAACAGGAAAUUGGUCCCCUUGUUCAGCUUCUUGUGGACGUGGAAAAACAAUUCGGCAAGUUUUUUGCAUCAACUACCAUCAGCCAAUUGAUGAGAAUUACUGUGACCCCGGCGUGCGCCCUUUGAUAGAAGAGGAAUGUAACCUGGCAGAGUGCCUGCCCACAUACAGCCACUUCCCCAGUUCCUCUGAGGAGCCAAGCCAUUUCCCAGGCAGGAAUUUUCCAUUAACUCACAAACCUAAAGAUAAUCAAAAUCAGGAGGUCCAUUCGUCAGCCAGAGGAAACCAAUGGAGAACAGGACCUUGGGGAUCAUGCUCCAGCAGCUGUGCUGGAGGUCUUCAGCGCAGGGUGGUGGUCUGCCAGGAUGAGCACGGGCUCAGUGCCAGUCACUGUGAUGCAGCCUUCAGGCCCCCAGAGUCCAGGCACUGUGAUUCAGGACCUUGUCCACGGUGGAACUACGGAAGCUGGGGAGAAUGUACACAAACAUGUGGAGGAGGAAUAAAAUCAAGGUUUGUGAUAUGUCAGUUUCCCAAUGGCCAGCUGUCACAGGAGCACAACUGUGAGGUGUUAAACAAGCCGCCUAGUGUAGUGCAGUGCCACGUGCACGCCUGUCCUGAGGGUGCGUCUUGGCAUCGGGGACCGUGGAAAUCGUGCUCAGCUUCUUGUGGCAAAGGCAUAAAGUACCGGGAGGUGCUUUGCAUUGACCAAUUCCAAGGGAAAUUAGAAGAACAAUACUGCAGUCAUCUGCAGAAACCUCGAAUGCACAAGGCCUGUAGGUCUGCCAGAUGCCCUUCAUGGAAAGCUAACAGAUGGAAGGAGUGUUCUGUGACCUGUGGCCCUGGAGUUCAGCAAAGGGAUGUGUACUGCAGACUGAGAGGUGUUGGUCGAGUCACUGACAAAAUGUGUGAUCCGUCCACCCGGCCUUAUUUUCAGAGGCAAUGUUGGCAUCAGGACUGCGUGCGGUACCAGUGGAUGGCAGGAGAGUGGCUGGAUUGUUCAACAUCAUGUAAGAAAAAAGAGACACAUCGGCCAGUGAAAUGCGUCGAUGCACACAACACCCAAGUGAAUGAAAGUUUCUGUGAUCCUACAACCAGACCUCUCUCAAUCAAAAAGUGCAAGAACCCUCCCUGCAAGUAUAUUGUGGUAACGGGAGACUCAUCACAGUGUGCAGGUAACUGUGGAUUUAGUUAUCGACAAAGGAUUACAUAUUGCAUUGAGAUCCGUCCUACUAAGAAACAGAAGCCCCAUCAGCUUUGGCCGAUAGACUACCGAGAAUGUCCCGUGAUGCCUUUCUCUCAGGUUCACAAAUGCAGCUUUAGGAGCUGUUGGCAUGUGGCCACUUGGAAAGUUGGAAAAUGGAGCAAGUGCUCAGUGACUUGUGGAAUCGGGAUAAUGGAGAGACCAGUGGAAUGUUUGGCUGAAAAUGGCCGGUCCAGUGACUUAUGUUUAAAGCGAUUAAAACCAGACGCUCAAAAGAAAUGUUAUGUCAAUGAUUGUAAAUCAUUUACCACCUGCAAAGAAAUUCAAGUGAAAAACAACAUCACGAAGGAUGGUGAUUAUUACCUUAACAUUAAAGGAAGAUUAAUAAAGAUCCAUUGUGCAGGCAUGCACUUGGAGAACCCCACGGAAUAUUUACCACUGGUCAAAGGUGAAGACAACUUUUCUGAAGUGUAUGGCAUUAGGCUACGGAAUCCAUACGAAUGUCCUUUUAAUGGAAGUAGGAGGCAAGACUGUGAAUGUAAAAAUGAUUACAUGGCUGCUGGAUACACAGUUUUCAGCAAAAUAAGAGUUGAUCUCACUUCCAUGCAAAUUAAAACUACAGACCUUCUUUUUUCCCGGACAGUAUUUGGAAAGGCUGUUCCAUUUGCCACAGCUGGAGAUUGCUACAGUGCUGCCAGAUGCCCACAGGGACAAUUCAGCAUUAACUUGGCAGGAACUGGAAUGAAGAUAUCCAGCACGGCCAAGUGGCUUGCUCAGGGGAGCUACGCCUCUGUCAUCAUACACAGAUCCCCGGAUGGAACCAAAGUGUACGGAAGUUGUGGAGGCUUCUGUGGAAAGUGUGUUCCUCACAUGAUGACUGGGCUCCCAAUUCAAGUGAUGUGA
This is a messenger RNA of Otolemur garnettii (small-eared galago), 5586 nucleotides long. RefSeq names its product ADAM metallopeptidase with thrombospondin type 1 motif 20 (gene ADAMTS20). Gene Ontology annotation, molecular function: metalloendopeptidase activity; zinc ion binding. The transcript is spliced from 38 exons. Bases 1 to 5586 code for a protein of 1861 amino acids. Gene Ontology annotation, cellular component: extracellular matrix. The record is from RefSeq and is a predicted model, not a curated record. Gene Ontology annotation, biological process: proteolysis; extracellular matrix organization. NCBI's taxonomy places the organism in Eukaryota, Metazoa, Chordata, Mammalia, Primates, Galagidae.